This is a messenger RNA of Sphaeramia orbicularis (orbiculate cardinalfish), 1569 nucleotides long. Its product is annotated as betaine--homocysteine S-methyltransferase 1-like. Gene Ontology annotation, cellular component: cytosol. Lineage: Eukaryota; Metazoa; Chordata; Actinopteri; Kurtiformes; Apogonidae. The transcript is spliced from 8 exons. The coding region runs from base 68 to 1168 and encodes 366 amino acids. Gene Ontology annotation, biological process: L-methionine salvage. Gene Ontology annotation, molecular function: zinc ion binding; betaine-homocysteine S-methyltransferase activity. The record is from RefSeq and is a predicted model, not a curated record.
UGUGAUCUCUGUACAGCUACUUUUCUCUGGAGCUCUGAUUUUAAGUUAUAUUUGAGACCUGUCUGCAAUGGAAAACAAAAAAAGGGGGAUCUUGGAGCGACUGAACGCUGGAGAAGUGGUCGUAGGUGAUGGAGGUUAUGUGCUGCAAUUAGAACGACGUGGUUAUGUAAAGGCUGGACAUUGGACACCUGAGGCUGCUGUUGAACAUCCUGAAGCAGUGCGGCAGCUGCACAGGGAGUUCCUCAGAGCAGGAGCCAAUGUGCUUCAGACGUUCACCUUCUACUGCAGUGAGGAUAAACUGGAGAUCAGCGGCAAUGUGACCAACAUCACAGGAGCUCAGAUCAAUGAGGCAGCCUGUGACCUGGCCAGAGAAGUCGCCAAUGAAGGAGAUGGACUGGUCGCAGGUGGCGUUUCCCAAACUCCCUGUUAUCUGAACAGUCAGAACGAGACUGAGGUCAAGGCUAUCUUUAAGAAACAGAUGGAUGACUUCCUUAAGAAGGACAUAGACUUCUUUAUGGCAGAGUUCUUUUCUUAUGUGGAAGAGGCAGUGUGGGCAGUGGAGGUACUGAAGACCAGUGGAAAACCAGUGGGUGCAACACUGUGCAUUUCCCCUGAAGGAGACAUGAGUGGAGUCCCCCCCGGAGAGUGUGCUGUCAGACUGGUCAAAGCUGGAGCUGACAUUGUCGGAGUAAAUUGCCACUUGGAUCCUUUGACAUGCAUCCGAACAGUGAAGCUGAUGAAGGAGGGAUUAGAGAAAGCUGGUCUAAAAGCCCAUCUCAUGAUCCAACCACUUGGUUUUCAUACACCUGAAUGCAACCACAGUGGAUAUCUCAGUCUACCAGAGUUCCCAUUUGCUUUGGAGGCCAGAGCAAUGACUCGCUGGGAUGUUCAUAAAUACGCCAGAGAGGCUUACAAUGCUGGGAUUCGAUAUAUUGGUGGCUGCUGCGGAUUUGAAACAUACCAUAUCAGAGCUAUAUCAGAGGAGCUUGCUGCAGAGAGAGGAUUCCUACCACCAGCCUCAGAGAAGCAUGGACUGUGGGGUGCUGGUCUGCAGAUGCACACCAAACCCUGGGUCAGAGCCAGGGCUCGUCGAGAGUACUGGGAAAACCUUUUGCCUGCUUCUGGACGUCCCACAUGUCCUUCAAUGGCCAAACCAGAUGAUGAAUGAAGAGACAGAAUCAUGAACAACGACAAUCAUAAUCAUCUGUAUUCAGUAUUCUGCACCAACGAACAUUAUUUCAUUAGUUUUUUCAGAUGUUAGGGCCAAAUAAUACAGUUGUUCAUUAAAACAUCCAUAGUUGAAUCUGUGACUUACGGCCUGUAUGAAGUUUGCAUGUUCUCCCUGCCAUGAAAACAUGUCGAAAACAUGCAUGGUAUGUUAAUUCUACUGUCAGUGUCCUUGAUCAAGAUACUUGCCAAGACCUGCACCUGGUCUUCAGUGAUAGCCUACUGCUCCUUGGGUCGGUUGAAUUUUCUUACAGGAACAAUAGAACUGAACUUUGAUCAUACUGGUUAUCAGAUCGGUUAAGAUUUUAUGUAUUACAUUUAAUAAACUACAUUUCAUAAUUA